Ilex paraguariensis (yerba mate) is the source of this 784-nucleotide messenger RNA. NCBI's taxonomy places the organism in Eukaryota, Viridiplantae, Streptophyta, Magnoliopsida, Aquifoliales, Aquifoliaceae. The record is from the annotation of a GenBank genome assembly.
AGACUAUAACCAUACGCAUGAGGGCUUUAAGCUGGCAUACACAGACAUGGCAAGAAAGCAUCCGUGCUUUGGGUUUGCUGAAAAGAUUCCCAACAUCAUAUGGUGGAAGACUUGUGUGAGAGAUUCCUUUAUCAGGGCAGGAUAUGAUUACGAUGAGGAGACAUUUGAGAAGGUGUUCAAACGCAUAUAUGCAAGCUUUGGUUCUUCUGCACCUUAUACCAUCUUUCCAGAUUCCCAGCCGUUCCUUAGAUGGGUUCGUAAAAAGGGUCUAACAGUUGGUAUUGUUAGCAAUGCUGAGUAUCGGUAUAAGGAUGUAAUUCUUCCGGCCUUGGGACUAAAUCAGGGAUCUGAGUGGGACUUUGGUGUGUUCUCCGGUCUCGAAGGAGUACAGAAGCCUGACCCAAGAAUAUAUGAGAUUGCCUUGCAAAGGGCUGGAAAUAUUGCCCCAGAAGAAGUUCUCCACAUUGGUGACAGCUUCCGUAAAGACUAUUUGCCAGCAAAAAGCAUAGGGAUGCACGCGCUAUUGUUGGAUAGGUUUAAGACGCACGAUGCUGAAAACUGGAGGAAAUCUGGUGCUACUGUCCUCCCUGAUCUGGUAGCUGCUCAAGAGUGGCUCAUUGCCGAGAAAUUGAGUUAUUGACUUCCUAAGUUAACUUGUAUACACAUUGAUUAUGGUAGAAGAUUGUAUAUCACUUGGCUCUUCAUAAUCUCCCUAUAGACUCUGCACUGAAAUGAUUUGUUUUUUUCAAAUGAGAAAUCAGGGAAGUUAUAAGAGAAAUGAAAG